This is a messenger RNA of Striga asiatica, 711 nucleotides long. The record is from the annotation of a GenBank genome assembly. Lineage: Eukaryota; Viridiplantae; Streptophyta; Magnoliopsida; Lamiales; Orobanchaceae.
AUGUCUCUGGUAGAGGGGUCAAAGGGGUUGCUCGGUCUGUGGGGCUUCUUUCUAAGAAGAUUCAAGUCGAAAACCCGCAUGCUGAGGAUGGGGCCUCGCCUUUCUAACCCGAUUACACAAGAUGAAUGUCUUUACGAUGACCUUUGGAGUAAAAAGGCCGAUAGUACUUUUAUCGAUGUGCUAGUGGAGUUAAACUUACUCGGUGAUUGGAAAGUUGGUCGACCAAGCCCCUCGAUUUUUAACUACACCCGUUUAGUGUUGAUAGCCGAGCACGAAGCUUAUUUCAAUUUGCAGGAAUUGGGUGAGAGGUUCGAAUUUCUUCAUAAACGGUACUCUGUUUUCAGCUGGAUGUUACACAAACAUGGGCUAAGACAUUGUUUCCAAUCCAAUAUUCUAACAGCUCCCGUUGCUAUUUGGGAUGACAAAUUCGAGUCAAAUCCUUUUUCUGUGGCAUAUCAACAUUCCGGUGACCCGCGCUGGGGAGAUUUGCGAUUUAUAGGCGACACCCAGGAUGUGGUGCAAGACCGGAAUUCAACGAACGUGGUCGCGGGAGCGCACAAAGAUACAUCGCACCAUACUGCACUACAACAUCUAUGCUCCACUCGGAAUAGCAUUUUCCCACCUCAUCACACACGUCCGUCUGAUGCUUCAUCUGAAGAGUCUGUUAAUACUCAGUCAAUGUUGGAAGAGUAUGCGCAACUAAAAUUUUGA